AUGUCCAUCAAAUUUCCAACAUUGGAACAUUAUCAACUUUUAGAAGUUACGGCGGCGACUCCAAUCAAUCAAAUUACCAAAUCGUUUCGAAAAUUAUCUUUGAAAUAUCAUCCUGAUAAGACUAGAAAUAGAUUAUACCAUGAAAAAUAUAAACUUAUUACUACAGCAUAUGAGAUUGUUUUUAAAUAUUUGACUUCUGGCUCAAAGACAUCAGGCCCCUCAUCUUCUGCAAAUAACUCGGGCAGUCGAUCCAAAAGUGCUGAAGAAGAAGAGGAAAAAAAACGAAAAGCUGAAGAGAAUGAAAGAAAACGAAAAGCUGAAGAGGAAGACAGAAGAAGAAAUGUAGAAGAAGAGAGAAGAAGAAGAGCAGAGAAGGAGGAGGAGGAAAAAAGACAAAAAGAAUGGGAAAGAGAACGUGAAAGAGAGCGUGAAAGAGCUAAAGCGGACUUUGAAGCACGACAACAAGGUAAAAGUGAGUUUCAACGUGGAAAAAAAGAAAGACACCAAAGAAAGAACUCAGAGACAAAAGAAUUCAAAAUGAAAGAAAGGGAAAAACAAAUUGCUAUCGAGGAAGCAUUGGCUAAGUUGAGACAAAAACGAGAAUCAGCAAACUCGGGACUAUCAGGUGCUGCAUUGCAAAUGUAUAUACUUAAGGGCUGUGUAGCUUUGUGGUUGUCUAAGAUGUUGGAGAGUGUUGAAAAAGACGAUCAAAAGUUUGUUGAGCUAAGUUGGGAACUUGGAACUAUUUUCAAAAAACGUACUGGAGUGAGAGAAUCGCUCUAUUGUUCGCCAUCACUUUCAAUUCCGCAUCUGUUCAAAUUUAGAAAUUGCAUUGAUAAGAACACUUACAUGGAUGCUCACGACUUGUUGGAGCACUAUAAAGACCAAGUCUUUGGUGAUAAAGUAAUUAAGCAAAUUAUACCAUUUACAGAAUUUCUAGAUUAUAGUAUUUCAAUUGGCACAAAUUUCAAUAAUUCAGUUUUGUUGAGAAAACCCGCUCAAACUGGAUUUUCCAAUGGUGAAGAAAUUAAAGAAAUUCAUAAUUUAGGAGAACUAUGUAUUUCCUUACAGAUUACAAUUAUGAUUUGA
This is a messenger RNA of Lodderomyces jiufengensis, 1089 nucleotides long. RefSeq names its product J domain-containing protein. Bases 1 to 1089 code for a protein of 362 amino acids. Gene Ontology annotation, cellular component: cytoplasm. The record is from RefSeq and is a predicted model, not a curated record. Lineage: Eukaryota; Fungi; Ascomycota; Pichiomycetes; Serinales; Debaryomycetaceae. The transcript has a single exon.